Messenger RNA from Fomitopsis serialis, 1662 nucleotides. RefSeq names its product cytochrome P450. Lineage: Eukaryota; Fungi; Basidiomycota; Agaricomycetes; Polyporales; Fomitopsidaceae. The record is from RefSeq and is a predicted model, not a curated record. The coding region runs from base 1 to 1662 and encodes 553 amino acids. Gene Ontology annotation, molecular function: oxidoreductase activity, acting on paired donors, with incorporation or reduction of molecular oxygen; iron ion binding; monooxygenase activity. The transcript has 13 exons.
AUGCUCUCAAGCCUCUCCUUCUUGUUUCUCGGUCUCUGCGGCUGGGCCUUUUGGCAGCUACUGUCUUUUGUCCGCGUCCGCAUCGCUACUGCGCACUUGAGGCGCAUUCCAGGGCCGCCGCCAGCCUCGUUCUGGACUGGCAAUUUGAAGCAGUUCUUUUCGCGCGACGCGGCUGGCUUUCAGGAACAUGUCGCUCAUGAUUUCGGCCCCAUCGUGAAGCUCGACGGAUUCUUGGGUACUCCGAUCCUCUACGUCGCUGAUCCCAAGGCUCUUCACACCGUUCUCAUCAAGGAGGAGCAUAUUUUCCUCGAAACCCCGGAGUUUAUUGCGUGCGUACACGUUUUAUUAACUAUGCGUGGCGAUGCAAGGCUACAUCUUGAGAGCGCGCAGCAUGGUCGUCAGCGCAAGCUGCUCAACCCCGUCUUCUCCGUCAGUCAUAUGCGGCACAUGCUUCCGCUCUUCUACAACGUCGUUUACAAGCUCCGCGCUGCGAUCGAAUCUCGCGUCAGCGACUCGGAGGACCCACGGGAGAUCGACAUGCUCGGCUGGAUGGGCCGCACGGCGCUCGAGCUCAUCGGCCAAGGUGGUCUCGGGCACUCACUCGACCCACUCGUGAAGGACAGCACGGACGCAUAUGGAAUGGCACUGAAAUUGCUUGCUCCAGGACUCUUCGCCGUAAGGCUCUACCGCCAGGUGACAGUCAUCACUCAGAACAUCGUCCCGGCCUGGUUGCGGCGCGCCGUCGUGGACGCGUUCCCGCGUGGGACCACAGUGCAUGCCGUGAAGGAGAUUGUGGAUACCAUGGACUUCCAUGCCCGCGCGAUCUAUGACUCGAAGAAGCUCGCGUUUCAAAAGGGUGACGCGGAAGUGGUGAAGCAGGUCGCGGAGGGCAAAGAUAUCAUGAGUAUCCUCAUGCGCGCGAACUCGGUGGCGGACGCUGCGGAUCGACUCUCGGAGGAAGAGGUCAUCGCGCAGAUGUCGAUCCUCAUAUUCGCGGCAAUGGACACAACGUCGAACUCGCUCUCCCGCAUUCUGCACUUGCUCGCGCAGAACCCGGCUGUUCAGAAGAAGCUCCGUCAGGAACUCUUGAGUGCUGGCGCUGCCGACGGUAUGCCGUAUGACGACCUGAACCGUCUGCCCUUGUUGGAUAGUGUCUGUCGUGAGACGUUGAGAGUAUAUCCUCCGGUUACCACGUUGUACCGAGCCGCUACCCAGGACACCGUGCUGCCUCUGUCAGAACCUAUCUUUGCCACAGACGGCACCAGGAUGGAUGAAAUUCCUCUCGUGAAAGGCUCGCAGGUCAUACUCGGCUUCCUCGGAUGCAACACGAGCAAGGCGCUCUGGGGCGAGGACGCAUACGAGUGGAAGCCCGAGCGAUGGUUGUCGUCACUUCCGUCUAAUGUUACGGAUGCUCGUAUCCCGGGUGUCUAUUCCAACCUGAUGACGUUCCUCGGAGGCAAAAGAGCUUGCAUUGGCUUCAAGUUUUCGGAGAUGGAGAUGAAGGUCGUGCUCUCUGUCCUCCUCACAACGUUCACUUUCGAGCUACCAGAGAAGCCGGUCGUGUGGAACGUGGCGGGUGUAUGGUACCCGACUGUUGACAAGGCCAGUUCGAAGCCCGAGAUGCCUCUGAAGGUGGGACUUUACAAGAGGCCUCAGGCGUGA